GUAGAGUUGGUACAAGUCGAGAAAAUAUAAUUUGAUUGAUAGCUCGGCCGCACAAAAUGUCCGAGAAUCCCGCUGAGAAUGGUGACAUACGCUGAAAGGGAACUUAAAUUAUUUAUCCAUUCACGCUGGGUGUCUGGCUAUAAGUAAAAAUUAUAUUUGAUAGAGUUUCUGGAUUACCCUGGGAGUUCCAUGAAGACGAAUUCAAUUAAAAAUAAAAAAAACUACACAAAGAUACAAGGACACUGGGUUGACUUAUAGGGACAUUGUUUAAAAUACAAACAAUAAAGCUUCCCCUCAUAAUAGCAAUUCGUGAUGCAGUUAAUUGGUUAGAAUGGUUGCUAUUCUAAAACGGAGAAGAAACAAAAGAAUGAAUUACCUCUGAUCGUUCGGAGCCAAGAAACAAUAGCAUUAACUAAUAAUCGAAGAAUAUGUCUACAGUAACUCAUUUAAGAGGCGUGGUCUCUUUCUGUCAUAAAAAAAGUAUGGACUUUGUUGAAUUUAGUCAUUUUUCGUCCGAGGAGUUGUGAAGAGCGAUUGGAUAGGAGCGACGUACUAUAGGAACUAUUUUUGUGGACCUUUGACAAUUGCUUCGUGCCAAUCUUAUGGGUUUACACCCAAAGUAUCAAUUGAAAAUGCGUCAAUGAAAACUGCAAUUAUGAUCAACAAACAUUAUUGAAAAGACGAAGAACAUAUAAAAGGACCGUUUUAAAAAUCUUAAAGACAUAUAUGAACUUGAAAUUAGAUGGUGACGAGACAGCCAGGGAAACAGAUACAUUAACUUUGAAUCAACAAAUUUGAUAAUUAGAGAUAUGAAUAAUUUUGAACUGUUGCAACAGUUACGUUUGUGGAUGCCAAUAUUAGCAUUUCUUCAAUUCCAUCAUGCUCUAGCAAAUCAUGAAGAAGCACCGGUGUCGAUGAAAUCGAACGCUAAUGUCGGCUUAGAUCAAAUGGUUAAGAGAUCACCAAGACAGAAAAGGAACGCUCAAGGAACUGGCUUUACAGAAGCCCAGAUACAACGAGUUCUCGAUGAACAUAAUACCAAGAGAAGAUCGGAACCGAGAGUUCCUUCUAAUAUGUACCUUCUGACGUGGAACUCGUUUAUCGCUGACAUGGCACAGGAAUGGGCAGAGGCUUGCGGUUGGUUCCACGGGUUUCCUGACCGCGAUGCUGGCACCGUCCCUUUCUCGGGUACACUCGGGCAGAAUCUAUACUUCGCAAGCGGGGAUCUGAACAUUGUAUCUGGUGUUAAGGCAUGGUAUGAUGAGAUCGCAUUCUACGACUUUUCAUCCAGAACAUGCCAGACUGGUAAACCUUGUGGCCAUUAUACCCAAGUGGUGUGGGGAGACUCGAGAGAACUGGGUUGCGGAUCAUAUAGGUGUCCAAUCCUGUAUGACGAAGCACCGUCCACAAAGACUUGGAGUGACGUCACUCUGCUUGUUUGUCACUACGGGCCUGCUGGUAACUACCCAACCGAUCCAUACAAAGUGGGUGAACCAUGCACAGCAUGUAACCUUGGACAAUACUUCUGUAUCGACGGCCUUUGUGCCAUCGAAUCGGAAUGUACCAAAUGCAACUCUGGAUGUGAAUGCAAAUCGAACGCGGUGUGCCAGAACUGUGCUUCUCUAAGUACAGACUGUACGUGUCAGUGUCAAGAUGGAUGGAAGGGUGAUCGUUGUGACGUCGAGUGUGUAAACGCUUUGGGGAACUGCAACCUUUAUCCUAAUAGUUACUGUGAAGAUGGAAGCCCCUAUCAAGCCUGGAUGCGUAUUAACUGUAUGGUUGAUUGCGCCCUUUGCACUCCUGCUGGUUCGGACCCAUUAACAUGCUCCGCAUAUACCCAAGUCCCCGUUGAUGACACGAGUUCGUGUCCAACCACCACGUCAGAAACAACACAGAGUGGAGUUACACCCACGACAACAACUCAAAGUGAGAUUACAUCAACAACAACACAAAGUGGGGCUACCCCUACAACAACAACACAAAGCGGAGUUACAACCACAACUACGGCACAAAGCGGAGUUCCAACUACAACAACGACUCGAAGUGAAGUUACACCCACGACAACAACUCAAAGUGAGAUUACACCUACAACAACACAAAGUGGGGUUACCCCUACAACAACAACACAAAGCGGAGUUACAACCACAACAACGACUCAAAGUGGUGAAACCAAUGCGUGCAGACAUCACGUCUGUCAGAAUGGAGGAUCUGUAAGAACUUUCAACGCAAAAUGCAUAUGUACUUGCACUAGCAAAUGGUACGGAGACACCUGCCAGCAUAAUGUGAGAGAAAGAAAUUACGGAGUUUUUGUAAAAGUUGCUGCACCAAAAGAAAAGUGGCCACAGUUGUGGGAAAGGGUCGGUCCGUUGGUGGCGAAUUUUUUAAAUAGUUACUGCAAUGUCGAUAGCCGUUUCUCUUCCUGCUGUCCAGACUUGGGCACAAAAUCAUCUGAUGGAAUCCUCAUCUAUGCCACUGAUUCUGACAUACGAAUGGGCAAAGGGUUUCCUGUGGAGAGGCUUGAGACGUCAAAAACAGUCACAGUUGCGUUGAUAUACUCUCUCAUUCCAAUAGAUACACCCCUUUGCCUUUCUGGCACUGGGAAUUCUGCAAGAAAAAGACGAUACGCUGAGUUAGUCAGGAACAGACAACGUAGGAAUGACGAUACAUUGGAACUAUUACCCCAGCAAGUUAUAUACGAAGCUCUCAAAGGAUUAGAGGCCAACCUCACCUCUGCAAUGGAUGAAUGCUGUGAAGUGGAAUUCCUCUCCAUCUCCAAACCAUCGCCACUUGACACCAACACUUAUGUGGAAUCGAAUACACUGCCUGAAUGGUCGCUGUACGUCAUCGGUGUUGCAGCGUUGGCAGUCAUGACUGUGCUGGUUGCUCUCGUUCUUAACAUUGUAUCAAAGAAAUGUGGUCCAAAUAAAUCACGUGGUGCAGUUGCAGACGACGAUGACGCAUUACGCGAAGUACAGCGACCUGUAUCAGUUGCCCGGAAAUACUCAAUGGCACCUGGAAGCUCGACAAUAACCACUCCAGAAAUUUUCGAGGCCCCAAAUACCGACUAUGAUCAAAUUCACCCCGUUAGCCUUCCUCCACUUUCCCACCGAAAUAGUUUGAUUAUCGCAAGACAAGAACUUUAUUUCCCUCCGAAACGGCUUUCGAAUGCUGCUCGUGUGAACGGACUCGCAUUUACAGAUGACAGCGCAUUUGGGGCUAUCCAAGAGGACAGUGAAAUUGAUAAGAACGUACAACAAAAGACUCCAGUUCCCUACACAUAGUUUUCAUAAAGACACGUAAAACAUAUUAAUUCUGUGAUACCGGUGUGAAAGAAAUUAUGG
Molecule: messenger RNA, 3341 nt
Organism: Owenia fusiformis
Lineage: Eukaryota; Metazoa; Annelida; Polychaeta; Sabellida; Oweniidae
Source: the annotation of a GenBank genome assembly